AUGGCCUCAUCAUCUGAAAAAGUCGCUAAUAUUGCUGUUUCUGGGGCACCCGAAAAGAGCGACCCUGAGCGUACUUCCAUUUCUAGCGAUGAUCCGGGUCUCACUCAGCCUCUCGUAGGAAACGAAGAAUUGUGGAGAGGCACUCGCCCGCAUGACAACUACGAAGGACUUCACCGAUGGGAUCCCACCGCGACUUGGGAUCAGGAAGAAGAGAAGGCUCUUGUACGCAAGAUUGACAUCCGUUUGAUGACAUGGCUUUGUCUCAUGUUUUUCGGCCUUCAAAUGGACCGCGGAAACAUCGGCAAUGCAUUAACUGAUAAUUUGUUGGCGGAUCUUAAUCUGACUACCAAUGACUACAACAAUGGCACUACUAUCCAGCUGCUCGCGUUCCUCGUGGCAGAGCUACCGUCCCAGUACAUGAUCAAGCGACUGGGGAUGGAGCGCUGGCUUCCCGGGCUGAUGGUAUGCUGGUCCAUGGUGUCUUGGGCCCAGGCUUGGAUCAACAACCGCACGACUUUCUACAUCACCCGCGCAUUGAUUGGUGCAUUUGAAGGCGGUUUCAUCCCCGGUGUGAUCUUGUAUGCAACCUACUGGUACACCAGCAAGGAAUUGGCCAUCCGUCUAUCCUGGUUCUGGGCUACUCUCAACGUUGCUCGCAUCGCCACAGGUCUGCUGGCUUCUGGUAUCCUGCAAAUGCGUGGUAUUCGGGGCAUGGCUGGCUGGCAAUGGAUGUUCCUGCUAGAAGGUCUGUUCACAGCGGUCGUGGGUAUAAUCAGCUGGUAUUAUCUUCCAAGUUCCCCAACAAGAACAAAGCGUGGGAUUUGGGCAAAGAAGGCUUGGUUUACCGAACGCCAAGAAGUUAUUGCAAUUAACCGUAUCUUGAGAAAUGAUCCUGCAAAGGGCCUGGUGCAAAUUCACGAACCACUUAAAUGGAAUGAUUUCAAGAAUGCAUGGGCGGAUCCUUCUCUCUGGGGCUUGUACUUCAUUGGCCUUAUCGCAUACAUCCCUCAAGGACCAGUUACGGGCUACCUUAACCUCAGUCUAAAGAACCUUGGAUUCUCCACCAUUGAAAGCAAUUUACUCGGAAUUCCGGCUGCAGCAUUGCAAAUCAUCACUAUGUUAGCUUUGUCCAGGUCUUCGGAUUACUUUGGAGACCGUUCACUACAUGUGUUAUUCGGCGAGAUUUGGAGCCUGGGACCACUUAUUGCGCUUGCAUAUCUCCCUCACCAUGCAUCCAACUGGAGCCGCUUCGCUAUUAGCACUCUUAUUGGGGGAUAUCCGUACUUUCAUCCGAUUGUUACUAGUUGGGUGUCAGAAAACAGCUUUGACGUCAAGAAACGGGCCGUCGCUGCUGCUACUUACAAUGUUAUUGUGCAAAUAGGAAGCGUAAUUUCGUCUCAACUGUAUCGGAAGGAUGAUGCACCACUAUAUUACCGUGCGAACAAAAUCCUGUUCUCUUUGUGUAUUGCAUCGGCGGCUGUAGUUCUCCUCCAAAGGUGGUGGUUGCGCCGACUGAAUGCUGCCAAAGAGCGAGCCUGGAAUAAGCUUACCCAAGAACAGCAGAUUGAAUAUCAGUCGGACGAGGCGGCGCGCGAGCGCGAUGGAAACCCAACAUUUCCGCAGAUAUCGCACCUGGUGGCUCGCACGAGGCGCAAGGCCCCCGCGCUUGAGCUCGAAACACUUGCACCUUGCGAAAUGAACAUCAAGCACGAGGUGGAUAGAAGCAAUCCCCCGGGGCCAGUGAUAUCCAAGUACUUCAGUAUGAAGGGUGCGGAGAGGUUGGACCAGCCUAGGCUUGACGAACGUGAUAUUGGGGUAUCAGUGCUUGCUACCAGGUCUGGAACGAGAGAGUCUAGAGUUGACCCAAAGGUUCGUUUAAACGAGGAGCCGGUACACUCGCCUCGGGUUGCAACUCGCUCAGCCCUCGUGGAUGAACUGAAUAAAGUCGAUCCGGAGUGGGUAUCGAAGAAACACAGGAGAGCGGCGGCAGGAGAGAAGAGUGAAAGUAACGAGUCUGUGGUCAAGCAACCGAGGCCAAAGAAACGACGCCUCAAACGGGGUUACGCGCCUCCCGAUGUAUAUGCACAUCUCAAUUAUGUCCAGGACUGUUUGGAUUACGAUCUGAAUAUUUUGUUUUGCGGGAUCAAUCCUGGACAGAAAUCAGCCGGAGAGGGACAUCAUUUUGCCAACCCUCUCAAUGGGUUUUGGAGAUGCUUACAUCAAGGGGGUUUGACUGACGCAUUGAUCCCGCCUUCUGAGGAUCAUACAUUACCUGAGCGCUUUAGACUAGGGAUAGUCAACCAGACCAACUUGGUAGAUCGGCCUUCAGCUGAGAUGAUGGAACUAUCCAUGGCGGAGCGGCGGGCAGCAGUGCCCGGAUUUCUACAAAAGGUGCAUAAGUGGCGACCCAAGAUUGUAUGCAUGGUCGGUAAAGGUAUAUGGGAAGAUGUUUUUGCUUAUAUCGCCAAGGCAAGCAAAGGUAAAGGAGAUACAGGCGGAAUAAUUGUUGAGCGCUGCCCAAACAGAGCUGGUCACAGGGGCUGGGAUGAGCUGAAGGCCGGGUUUGAAUUUGAUGUACAGCCGGUAUGCCUUUUGCAUAACCUUCCGGAAACUGAAGGGGGGUCCAAAGAUGAUGAUCAAUGCAUGCCCGUGGGUAUCAAACGAACGCUGUUUUUCGUGGUCCCGAGUACAUCCACUCGAGUGCGAGCUUAUCAGCUAGCUGAUAAGAUUACAUUAUUCCAGCUGCUAAGGAAACGGUGGGAGGAACUGGAGGCUGGAGCAAUGACCAAAUCCGUCGAGUGGCAGAUCCGAGUUUCAGACACAGUCAAGCUGCCACUCACGUAUCCAACAACCGAUCAUCCCCCUUGGAUUGAACCACCUCCAUAUCCUCGCUUCAACAUGAACUCACCGACCAAGUUUGCUCCCAGGACUGCUGCUCCUCGCCCACCACUGCCGAGCCAUGCAUUCAACCCGCUGAUAGCAUCGAUGGAUAAGGCAGAGCCCGCGCCUGUCAAGUUCCAAGUGAUUACCCGAGAGGGACAGGACAUUAUUGUCGGUCGAGUGAAAAUACCGACACCGAACGGGAACCAUGCGUUCAUCUUGCGUCGCUUUGACACGGGUGCGAUCAGUUUGUCAACGAUGUUCAGGGCAGCCUUCCCCACUGCCGGAGAUGAAGCUGAAAAAGUCGACUCUAACUGGGUCAAGACUAACUAUGAUCUCACUGGCGCCAAUGGAGGAGGCAAGCUCCGCCUUGCCGGUACAUGGGUCCCUCCGGCGCUUGCUGUGCAUCUUGCCUCGUCUUACAGCUUGGCCCAGGUUAUCUAUCCUUUGGCCGAAGCCCAGCCCGAUGCUACUGCCUCGUACCGCAAGUCGAGUCGCCACACUACCAACGGCCCAGUGAACACCAACAUGGGCGCUUUGUCCACACCACUGAAGACUACACGAGCCACUAACCCAACUGAUUCCCCCAGCACACAUCCCUCCAAGCGCACUAAGCGCGAGUCUGCCUCUCCCGCCCGCGCUCGGAUCGCACCCGUAUCUCCUCUCAAACAGACCCCUCUUCCACUAUGA
Molecule: messenger RNA, 3570 nt
Organism: Rhizoctonia solani
Lineage: Eukaryota; Fungi; Basidiomycota; Agaricomycetes; Cantharellales; Ceratobasidiaceae
Product: major facilitator superfamily transporter
Exons: 31
Coding region: 1-3570 (1189 amino acids)
Biological process (GO): base-excision repair, AP site formation; transmembrane transport
Cellular component (GO): membrane
Molecular function (GO): DNA binding; mismatch base pair DNA N-glycosylase activity; transmembrane transporter activity
Source: RefSeq, a predicted model, not a curated record